Molecule: messenger RNA, 539 nt
Organism: Enterobius vermicularis (human pinworm)
Lineage: Eukaryota; Metazoa; Nematoda; Chromadorea; Rhabditida; Oxyuridae
Source: the annotation of a GenBank genome assembly
AUGCUAUCAGUUCUGUUCGUUAUCCUGUCGCUGAUUUCACUGAUCAACUGCCGAUCAAUUGAGGUUCGACUACCGGAUCAAGAUGUCCCAGAGGAAACACCUGAAGAAACUUUUUUGCGGUCAGAUACCAACAAAGAUAAUCAGUUAAGUUUUGAUGAAUUUCUUCGUACAGAACUUGUAUACGUUUUGGUGAAGCAAGACGAAUUCAACAACUACGAUACCAACAAAGAUGGUAUAGUAUCACGUAACGAAUAUGAAGCAGUUCAUAAGAAGGAACAACAGCAAAAUGCUGAACUUCAAGCACAGUAUUAUGCACAACUCUUUGAGGAGUUUGAUGAAGACUUUGAUAUGAAGCUGAACGAAAACGAAGUACGAAACUUUUUUGCAAAACGACUUUUAUUGAAACCUGGUGAUAAUAAUAAUUUUGAAAAAACUUUCAAGAAAUAUGAUGUCGAUAGAGAUGGUGCUUUAGAUAUUGCAGGUUUGAUCAGUUCUUCCUUUUUUUUUUGUCUACUCUUUUUUUUUCUACUAUUAUAAAA